GGUGCAGAUCUCUGCCCUCCCAGAGGGGAUAAAUCCUAAAAAAUUUUCUCUGGCUUUUGCAUUUCUAUUAAUUUGCCAUUGUUAUCAUUUUCCCCGUUUUACCAUUCCCUCUUCCCUCAUCGCUACAGAAAAAACCCAAAAAAUUUACGCUUUUUCUGUUUAUUUAUCUGAUUUAUCAUUUCUUUAUUUAUUAUUCAGAGGAGGUGGAGAAUUCCCCUUCAAAAAGAAUAAUCUGAAUUGAAUACGUAGAAAUGGCACAGAUUCAGGUGCAGAACCCUAAUGUGGCGGCGGCGGCGGCGGCGACUGGGCAGAAUGGAGUGGCGGCAGCGGUGGUGCCUGUUGGACCCCCGCCACCGCCGCCGCCGCCUUCAGCCGACGGACAGUUUGUGUCGACCUCGCUUUACGUCGGUGAUUUGGAUUUUAAUGUGACCGACUCUCAGCUGUACGAUCUGUUUAAUCAGGUCGGUCAGGUUGUAUCGGUUAGGAUUUGCCGAGAUCUUAGCAGUCACCGCAGCCUUGGCUAUGGUUAUGUCAAUUAUACCAAUCCCCAGGAUGCUGCCAGAGCAAUGGAUAUAUUGAAUUUUACUCCCCUCAAUAACAAGUCCAUUCGGAUCAUGUAUUCCCACCGGGACCCCAGUAUUCGUAAAAGUGGAAGGGCAAACAUUUUCAUUAAGAAUCUGGACAAAUCCAUCGACAACAAAGCACUCCAUGACACCUUUUCGAGCUUUGGGAAUAUCCUUUCUUGCAAGAUAGCAACAGGCCUCAAUGGUCAAUCAAAGGGCUAUGGUUUUGUUCAAUUUGAUACUGAAGAAGCUGCAAAAAAUGCUAUAGAUAAGUUAAACGGCAUGCUUAUUAAUGAUAAGCAAGUAUAUGUUGGGCAGUUUGUUCGUAGGCAGGAAAGGGAAAGGGAAACUGCAUCAGAAAAGACUCAGUUCAAUAACGUAUAUGUGAAAGAUUUAUCUGAGUCUACAACAGAGGAUGAUCUAAAGAAAAUUUUUGGUGAAUAUGGAACAAUAACUAGUUCUGUGGUGAUGAGGGAUGCAGAUGGAAAGUCAAAAUGUUUUGGAUUUGUCAAUUUUGAAAAUGCUGAUGAUGCAGCCAAAGCUGUUGAAGCUCUGAAUGGAAAGAAAUUUGAUGACAAGGAGUGGUAUGUUGGAAAAGCCCAGAAGAAAUCGGAGAGAGAACAGGAACUGAGAGCUCGAUUUGAGCAGGCUUCCAAGGAAACCAUUGACAAGUUUCAGGGACUUAAUUUGUAUGUUAAAAACUUGGAUGAUAGCAUUGAUGAUGAGAAGCUGAAAGAACUCUUUUCAGACUUUGGCACUAUCACAUCAUGCAAGGUUAUGCGGGACCCUAGUGGAAUAAGCAAAGGAUCUGGAUUUGUUGCCUUCUCAACUUCUGAUCAAGCUACUCGAGCUCUUUCUGAAAUGAAUGGGAAAAUGGUGAUCAGCAAACCACUCUAUGUUGCGCCUGCUCAGCGAAAAGAAGAGCGAAGAGCAAAGUUACAGGCCCAGUUUUCCCAGAUAAGGCCUGUUGCAAUGCCCCCAACUAUGGCUCCCCGUCUACCAGUGUAUCCUCCUGGUGCUCCUGGUAUGGGACAGCAGCUAUUUUUCGGACACGCCCCUCCUGCUAUGAUUCCACCUCAGGCUGGAUUUGGCUAUCAGCACCAGCUUGUUCCUGGAAUGCGCCCUGGGGGCGGUCCUAUGCCAAAUUUCUUUGUGCCAAUAGUCCAACAAGGCCAACAAGGCCAGCGUCCUGGCGGCAGACGAGGAGGUGGCCCGGUGCAACAGAAUCAGCAAUCUGUACCUCUGAUGCCUCAGCAAAUGCUACCUAGGGGGAGCAGGAUGUAUAGGUAUCCGCCAGGUCGGAAUGGGCCGGAUGUGCCUGUUGGGGGUGGUGUUCCUGGAGGCAUUAUGUCGGUCCCAUACGACAUGGCUGGCAGCAUGAUUCCUCGAGAUUCUGCACCAGCAGCUAUUCCACAACCUAUUCCUGUCACUGCCUUGGCUUCUGCACUUGCCAAUGCAUCUCCUGAGCAGCAAAGGCUGAUGUUGGGUGAGACCCUUUAUCCUCUAGUUGAUCAACUCGAGCACGAGCACGCUGCAAAAGUAACCGGCAUGUUACUGGAGAUGGACCAAACUGAGGUUCUGCACUUGCUCGAAUCGCCGGAUUCUUUGAAAGCUAAAGUUUCGGAGGCUAUGGAUGUUCUGAGGAAUGUUCAGGCCCCCAACGCCCCCCCUACCGAUCAACUCGCUUCGCUCUCACUCAACAACGAAAACCUCGUAUCUUGAGGUGAUGUCUGUCCUAAUCCGUCUCCACCUGAAUCAAAUAAAACUCUUUCCUGCUAGUGAAGAUCUAAAUGGUUUCUUUCUGAGUUUUGGUUUCAUAAGCUGUCCCAAGUCCUGUUGGGGUUUUUGUCGGAGUUAUUUAUUAUUUGUUUGCCUCUGGAAUUUUCAUCAGAGUUGCAGUUUUGAAAUAAGGGGGGGAACUCAUCCCACCCCACCCCAUCCCAUCUUAUCCUUAUCCUAUUAUGUUUGAUUCAUGCAAAUAAAUGAUGAAAGUUUUUAUUCA
Andrographis paniculata is the source of this 2565-nucleotide messenger RNA. Its product is annotated as polyadenylate-binding protein 2-like. The record is from RefSeq and is a predicted model, not a curated record. The transcript is spliced from 9 exons. NCBI's taxonomy places the organism in Eukaryota, Viridiplantae, Streptophyta, Magnoliopsida, Lamiales, Acanthaceae. Gene Ontology annotation, cellular component: ribonucleoprotein complex. Gene Ontology annotation, molecular function: RNA binding. The coding region runs from base 252 to 2285 and encodes 677 amino acids.